AUGCAGAACAAUCAAUAGCAACUGAAAACUUCCAAUUAACUCAAAACUAAUAAGCCUCCUAUUGAUAUUCGAUCGUCAAGAAAUAAUUAUGAGUAAUCAGCAGAUAAGUCUUCAAUAAAUAAGUCCUUUAAUGAUAAAAAAAAAUCUAUUCCAAAAGCACAUGCUAUUUUACAAGAGUUGUUUUACAAAAGAUAAAAUUCUCAAGAGCAAUUAUUUAACAGAACCUCCAGUCCAAAAUCAUAACUAGACAACACAUCUAUAAAUAAAUCAUAACGAUCUAUUUCACCUCAAUUGCUUUAUUAAAUGCCCUUUGAGAUUAAAAAAAUCUACUAAUAAAUUAAUCACAGACUAGAUUAAUAAAAAUAAUAACAAAAUUACAAAAAUAAAGAUACUUAAAAAUAUAAGACCGAAGAAUCAAAGUCUCAUAAAAAUGAAUCAACAAGUUCUACUAUAAAUGAUUCAGAUGAAUAAAUUUAAAAUUUCAUUAAUUAAGAGGAAAUCGUGUUUACCAUCAUGGCAGUUAUUAGUAGAAAAAAGAAAGUCAUCAAUUAAUGUAAAAAUUAUCUUAAUCGAAUAUCUCUCUUUAUAUUGGAAGAAAAGGAUAAAAUUACAUAACAAAUACUAUCUAAGUAAAUACAUCUAGAGAGAAUAGGCAUCUUGGUUAUUCUAUACAAAGCAUUAUCAGAUACUUUUGAAGAAGAUCAAUAGAAUUUAAAGAACCUGUUAUUCUAUAUACACAACAGUAUGAUUUUGCAUCUUCAAUUAAUCAAUCAAUCUAAUACUCUCUCAUAAUCUCAAAGGGCAUUAAUACAAGCCAGAUUAAAUAAAGUCAGACCAUAAAAAAACUAUCAAUUUUUAGAUAUCAAUUUAAUCCGUAAAAAUUGCAAUGUCGUUUAUUCACUCCUCGUAUUAUUGUACUUAUUUUAUCAAAAUUUCUUAGUAUUGAAAAUUCAACAGAUGAUAAACUUAGCUCUUUAGAAAAAACCUUGGCAAACCUAGAUAGAAUCACAUUACAUUAGGGAACCGAAUUCAUUAAGCAGGAAUAUCAAAAAAUUGUAUGAUUUCUUACCUUAUUUUGUAGUUGUCUCAUAUUGAAUAGUUAAGAUUGACAAUGGAUUCAUAAGAUUUCUAAUUUGACUAUGAAGAAGUGAUAGAUUGUUAUUAGAUACCUUAUUUAUCUAAGACGAAUAGAUACACUUUAGUAAUAGAUCUAGAUGAGACAUUGGUUCAUUAUUAAGAAGUAACAAUUGAUUUUGUAUAUAGUUAGUAGAUGAGGGCCAAUUCUUAGUUAGACCUUUUGCAUAGCAAUUUCUGAAGGACAUGUCCAAAUUUUAUGAGAUUGUUAUUUUUACUGCUGCACAACAAGAUUAUGCAGAUUUCAUUUUAGAUCUUAUUGAUGAAGAUAAAUCCAUCACCCAUAGACUAUACAGAUAACAUACCACUUUGGUCAAAAAUACAUAUGUAAAGGAUAUUUAAAAGAUUGGAAGAGAUAUUAAGAAAACAAUAAUCAUAGAUAAUUUGGCUGAAAAUUUUUAACUGCAACCUGACAAUGGAAUACAAAUCUAAAGUUGGUACGGGGAUUUAGAUGAUCAAGCUCUAUUAUUGUUGUCCCCAUUAUUAAUGUAAAUUGUCUAGAAGAAGAUUCCAGAUGUAAGGGAUGCUCUAAGGAAGUUCAGGGACCAAAUGCAAAGAAACAUAGAGGCUGGAAUAUCAGAUCCUCAUUUGCAUUUAAGCUUAGAGUGA
Messenger RNA from Paramecium octaurelia, 1743 nucleotides. Lineage: Eukaryota; Ciliophora; Oligohymenophorea; Peniculida; Parameciidae. The record is from the annotation of a GenBank genome assembly.